Planococcus citri (citrus mealybug) is the source of this 3212-nucleotide messenger RNA. Its product is annotated as glycine dehydrogenase (decarboxylating), mitochondrial. The transcript has 19 exons. Lineage: Eukaryota; Metazoa; Arthropoda; Insecta; Hemiptera; Pseudococcidae. Gene Ontology annotation, biological process: glycine decarboxylation via glycine cleavage system. Bases 137 to 3115 code for a protein of 992 amino acids. Gene Ontology annotation, cellular component: mitochondrion; glycine cleavage complex. The record is from RefSeq and is a predicted model, not a curated record. Gene Ontology annotation, molecular function: pyridoxal phosphate binding; glycine binding; glycine dehydrogenase (decarboxylating) activity.
GGUAUGGGAUAGUUUGAUAACUAGCUGAAUGAUUAUACAAACACGCUUGCCUAAUUUAUUUUUUCUGAUUAACGAAUAUUGAUUCAUUUGAAGCAGUUGUAUCUCUAUAACAAACAAGUCAAGUAACAUAUUCAUCAUGUUGAAACAAACUUUGAACAAACGUGCGUAUUUUUUAUUCGCUAAAAAUUAUUAUAAGCGGUUUUGUGUCAGUUCUGGAAAUAUUCGUGAGUUCAGUUCAAAUGUCGAUCAUUAUCUUAGUAAAGAAAACUUCUCUGAUAGACACAUUGGACCCGAUGAACAGGCUGAAAAAUCUAUGCUGAAAAGCAUCGGAUAUAAGACGACAACUCAGUUAUGCGACGAUGUAGUGCCAAAAAAUAUUCAAUUGAAUGCAAGCCUAAAUCUAGAUGAAGCCUUAAGUGAACCUGAACUGAUUGAAAAAGGUAAAAAAAUUGCUGAAAAAAAUGAAAUAUGGAGAAGCUACAUUGGAAUGGGAUAUUAUAAUUGUUACGUACCAACACCAAUUCUUCGAAAUGUUUUUGAAAAUCCAGGAUGGACAACUCAAUAUACACCUUAUCAAUGCGAGAUUGCUCAAGGUCGUCUGGAAAAUCUAUUCAACUUUCAAACCAUGAUCAUCGAACUGAGUGGAUUGGACGUAGCAAACGCUUCGUUGUUAGAUGAAGGGACCGCAGCUGCUGAAGCUAUGACUUUAUUUUACAGGAAAAAUCACAAAACAAAUGUUUUCUUAUCGGAUGCUUUACAUCCGCAAACCAUAAGCAUCGUGAAAACAAGGGCGCAAUCUUUGGACUUGAAUGUAGUCGUUGGAGAUAUUUGGAAAGAAGAUUUCAGCAAUAAGAAUUACUGCGGAGUGAUAUUCCAAUAUCCAGACACAAACGGUGAUAUUUUUGAUUUCAGCGAAGUGGUCAGCAGAGCUCAUAAAUCUGGCUCAUUUGCAGCCUGUAUCACAGAUUUAUUGGCACUGUGCGUUCUAAAACCUCCCGGCGAGUUUGACGUAGACGUAGCCUUAGGCUCGUGUCAACGAUUUGGAGUACCAUUGGGGUAUGGAGGACCUCACGCUGCUUUCUUCGCCUGCAAAAAAUCGCUGAUGAGAUUGAUGCCGGGAAGAAUGGCCGGAAUUACCAAGGACGCUGAUGGACAAGUAGCAUAUCGUCUCACAUUGCAGACACGUGAGCAGCACAUCAAAAGAGAUAAAGCUACUAGCAAUAUAUGCACAGCUCAGGCUCUAUUGGCCAAUAUGUCUACUUUAUUUGCAAUUUACCACGGGCCGGAAGGAUUACGGAAAAUAGCUAAUCGAGUAAAUUUUCUGACGUCUGCUUUAAACAAAGGUUUAAAGGAAGCUGGACACGUUGUAAAAAAUGAAUACUUUUUCGACACGUUGAAAAUUUAUCCGAAAAAUUCAUCUUCUGUUGUGCCGAAACGAGCUAAUGAGAAAGGAGUUAAUUUGAGAUUUUUCUCCGAUAAUUCGAUUGGCGUAUCACUCGAUGAAACUGUUACUGUUCAAGAUGUCAACGAUAUUUUGAGUAUUUUCGAAGCAAAACCAUUAAAUCCGGAAAUACUUGGCGAUGUCGAUUCGCAGGGAAUGUUGUUGAAUUCAAAAUUUGCCAGAAAAGGAGAAUUUUUAACUCAGCCAGUAUUUCACAGUCAUCACUCUGAAACUAAACUCAAUCGCUUCAUUAAAAUGCUAGAAAAUAAAGAUGUCUCGCUGGUCCAUUCGAUGAUACCAUUGGGCUCUUGUACCAUGAAACUGAACGGAACAACUGAGAUGAUGCUAUGCAGUUUACCAGGAUUUACAAAUAUUCAUCCUUUUGUACCCAGAGAACAAGCUCAAGGAUAUUCCGAUCUAUUCGAAGAAUUAGAACAAGAUUUGUGCUCCAUUACCGGUUACGAUCGAGUUUCUUUGCAACCAAAUAGUGGAGCUCAAGGAGAAUACGCCGGAUUAUGCGCCAUUCAAUCGUAUCAUCGCUCAAGAGGAGAAGAACAUCGUAACAUUUGCCUGAUUCCUAUUUCAGCCCAUGGCACAAAUCCAGCUUCAGCUAAAAUGGCAGGAAUGGAAAUCGAACCGGUGCUUGUGUCUAAUCAAAAUGGUGCAAUUGAUAUCGACGAUUUGAAAUCAAAGGUGGAAAAAUACAGCGAUAAAUUAUCUUGUAUCAUGAUCACGUAUCCAUCGACUAAUGGAAUUUUUGAUGAAAGUAUCGUGGAAAUUUGUGAUUUAAUUCACGCUCAUGGAGGACAAGUUUAUUUGGAUGGUGCAAAUAUGAACGCUCAAGUAGGACUAUGUCGACCUGGAGACUACGGCUCAGAUGUUUCUCAUUUAAAUCUUCAUAAAACAUUUUGUAUUCCUCAUGGAGGAGGUGGCCCUGGAGUUGGACCUGUCGCUGUGAAACUUCAUCUGGCCCCGUAUUUACCUAGCCAUCCUAUAUUAGUUUCGGAGAACUGGAGAGAAAAUAAUAACGUAUUGCCUACAAUUAGCGCUGCUCCUUUCGGUUCUGCGUCUAUUUUACCUAUAUCUUGGGCUUAUAUUAAAUUAAUGGGUUUCAAAGGUUUGAAGAAAGCUUCAGAGAUUGCCAUUUUGAACGCUAAUUAUUUAUGUAAACGACUACAGCCGCAUUAUAAAAUAUUAUACACGAGUUCUAAAGGAUUAGUAGCUCAUGAGUUCAUUUUAGAUGUAAGAGAAUUUAAAAAUACUGCCAAUGUGGAAGUUGUUGAUAUCGCUAAAAGAUUAAUGGAUUACGGUUUCCAUGCUCCUACGGUUUCUUGGCCGGUAGCUGGUACAUUAAUGGUAGAACCUACCGAAUCUGAAGAUAAAGAUGAACUAGAUAGAUUUUGCGAAUCUUUAAUCAGUAUACGAGAAGAAAUAGCUGAAAUUGAGAAUAAUAAAGCUGAUAAAAAUAAUAAUUUAUUGAAAAAUGCUCCCCAUUCGUUGCGACAGAUCACAUUUGGAGAAUGGAACAAACCGUAUUCUAGACAACGUGCAGUUUUUCCAUUGCCUUUCGUUAAACCUCAGUCGAAAAUAUGGCCUACCGUUGCCAGAGCUGAUGAUGUAUAUGGUGAUAAAAAUAUCGUGUGUUCGUGUCCUCCUAUGACUGAGUACAACUGAAAAUGCAUUUAUUGCUUUUGCAACGAGUAUUAUUUCUUUUUGAUUGUGUGUUUAUAUAAAAUUAUUUUUAUAUUACAUUUUUCAUUCAGUGUCAUAA